UGAAGUAGUGUCAUAGUAAGGUGGUGGUUUCAGAAAUAUGUUUUAUAAAGUGGAAUUUAAACAUUUACUACCAUAGUGAACUAAAUAGAGUAAUCUUUUUAAAUUAAAGUGUAAAUAAAAAGUCUUGUUUCGUAUAUGUUGUUAUUUUUCUAAGAACAUUAUUUUAUAAGAGACAUUUCUAAUGAAAUUAUCGAUGAAAAUUUGUAUGUAUAUUAAAAAAUUCGGCGCGCGUUGAUCUGUUGCUUCAGUUAUGAUCAUAUGUGUUUAUUAUUUCAAAUGAAUAGGUGGUUAAAAUAUAUUUAUCUACCAAGGACAUGAUUAUACUAAAUUCCAGUCUCGCAAGAUAUUUGACAAUUUCUUCAGGCUUCGGAUUAUGCUCUUUAUGUGGCAAUGAAUACUUGACCACGCCAUGGAACAUCAAGAUGGAUGGGCCGGCGAGAAGACCACAGCUGAUAAUAGCACCGAGCGAUCGCAAGCUGAACGCGAUCGUGUGCGAGUCGAGUUCUAUGCGACAUACGACGUCAUGACCGGCGUGCGAAUAGCCGCUACCCUGGGCGGCUUCUUCGCGCUAAUGGUUUUCCUCAUCGUUUAUAAGAGCCGAAGUAAAUCGGUGAAAGCCUUGAACGAUCCAAAGUUAGUUGAAUUAGCCGAAGCCGUGGUCGCAGAGGAGCAGGCCGUGGAGGAAGAACGACAGUUGACAGCGGCGAUAGAGGAGGCGCUUUCGGAGCGCGCUCGUUCACGGCCAUCUCUCGGAGGCGAGCCUCAGUGGCCGCGAACAGCGAGAUUCGCGUCGUACGGCGGCGGCUAUGGUAGUCUGCUAGCGCCCCCGCGGAGACUUUCCACUUUACGCGGCGAUUCACUCCCCGGAUCAGCGUUGAGGUUUCACGAGAGACGGUCGUCUGGAUCUCGUGACAGACGCUUGAGUUCCGCGACUUGUUCUAGUUCCGGGAGUUCUUAUUUGGAGAGACGCGGUUCAUCGGUGGUGUGCGCUCUGCCGGAGAGACGUCUGUCGCCGUGUCCGAGCGAGCGGUUGGCUCCUCUGGCGUCCGCGGGCAGCGUGGGACCUUCAUUUGCGAUGGAGUGCGACCUGGUGUCCGUCGGUGCGGAUUCGGUGUUCGCGGAGGACGAUGACUCCACGAGCGAUGAGGUGGAACAGUUCUCUACGGACAGCGGUGGAACCGAUCCCGUAGCUUCCGAAUGCACGGAACUGGCCAGCAGACCGGCGCUACCUCUGCGCAUGGACCGCGCCUCUCACUCUCGUGAAACGUUAUUCUAGUCAGUGGCGCUUGUCGCUCUGUUAAGUGUUAUAGAAACAUUAAAAUGUCGACUUUUUUGUUAGACGACAUGUCCUGUAGUAUACCCGUCAUAUCAGAACGUCUACGAUCGUAUAAGUGUUCGUUGCAUUUAAUCGCGGUACUCUUAUUAUUAUUCAUGUUUUACGAUGGCUUAAUGUCUUGAAUCCAGUGGAAAUUUUGCAUUUUUAUUUUUAUUAUGUUAUUGAUGGGAAGUCCUGCGUCAUGCUGUUACGUUACACAGGAAGGUCGAUAUUUUAAUGUUAUUUGUAUUGUGUAAAUAGUUUGUUUUGUUAAUACAGUCAUGUAACGCAAUGUUGAUGUUCUCAAGUCAUGAAAACAUGUAAAAUGUGAUCUGGGCUGUUAGUUUAUAGCUCGUUGGAAACUGAAUGCUUUACAGCUAUUGCUUGAGGAUGAAUUUAUAGUUUAUGCUGUAAAAUUUGUAUUCAGUUUCUACAAAGAAACUGUCUCGCUUAUCUGUCCCCCUCAUCAGGAUUAUAUAUAUACAAAAUGACAUACAAAUAUAUAUAUAUAUGUAUAUAUAUUGUUUUGCGUUGUUUCGCAUUUUUUUUUCUCCGGCGAUACGAAAUUGUCACGUCUUUAUCGCUCCAACUAUUAUUGGUUUAUAUUACCAAUGCAUAAAUUACACACGCUUCAUUCAGGAAUCUGUGAUUUUUCGAUGUAUUUACACUGCUCGAGGGACUAACACUUUCUUCAUUUUUAGUUCAUAAUAAAAAUGUGCAUCUCAAAUAUAGGAAAGAUAUUCAAAUUUCAUUUCGUCAUCAUCGUUAAGAAUGCUGGUUUGUUAGUGCAUGAUCGAAAAAAAAAAAAACUUAAGAACGACGUCACCGUUUAGUGUUCUUUUUAAAAAUUAGGUAAUAUAAAGAACUGCCGAAUUAGUCUUUAAAAGGCGCAUUAUUUAUGUAUUUAUUAAUAAAACAGUAGGACCAGCGCACAUUUGUAUUUUUCAACCCUGUAUAAGUUGCUAGUUAGUUAUUGUUUAACGAAAACUCUUUUCCUCCACAGGCUGUACUAAAGAUAUGCAGGGAUUCAUUCGAAAGGAUUUUCUUAUGGAAAAUUUAAGCUAUUGACGCUAAACUGGAUACUUCAAAUAGACGGUACAGAAUAGGACGUUUCACUUUAUAUGUCACAGCUGCGAUAAAAAUGUAAAUUAGCAAGUUGUUAUACGGCUCCGAAUAUUUCUAAAGAUUUCCGUCGUCGCGUCGUACUCGACGAGCGCUGACAGCAGAAUCCGCUAGUCAUAUUCGUGGGAAGUUGUUUAUUUAAUGUUAAUUACUGAUCUGUUUCCAGUAGGGAUGUUAAGAGCGUCGAGUGUUGUGUUUAGUGAGGUUUAUUGGGCUUACGAUUGUUCUCUUACUUCGAUAUACAAUUGUAGCGAAGCUCUUUGAAGUUGUCGAAGAUUUUAUUUCAAAUUCGAUCUCGACCAGUCGCGAUGUGUGAUUUUUUUUUCCCCAAUCUAGUCAAAUGUGUAACUUUAACAUUUUUGUACCUCGAGCUCACGAGAGCCACAUUAGUGUUAGGGCUCGUUCCGUUAAGCAUAAACUCGUCCUGGGAUAUUCCUUAACUGUCGACAACCAAAGAUUGUUAUUGAGCAUAUUGAAGGAUUUAAUGUAACUGGUUUUUUGAAGCAUGUACGAACUUUUUCAUAGUGAUCGUAUAAAGUAGAUAGAACUAACUCGGUAGGGUAGUCGUCGAGUCAAUUUUAAAAUAUGUAUUUUUUACUAGUGUCUCAAAUAAACCACACAGAAAUAGGGCUCAUGUCCUUUCAAUAACGAAACUUAGAGGCGGCCUAAAAUAAUAUUGCUUAUAACUAUCGUAACCAAUACACGGAUAUCACUUUAAACAAACUGCCACUCUUAUUAUUUAAUGAUAAUGAUUGUAACGCACACGGGGUUUUAUUGAUUCAAGUGUGCUGUACCCGUCUACCGCGGGCCCAGUAGAUUAACUAACACAGAACGUUUUUAUUACGAAUUAGAUUUACGUGUUAGUUCAUGUAACUGUUCGUUGCUCGAAUAAAAAUGAGCUCCUAGUAGUCUGUAAUAUGUUGAAAUGUAUGUAAAAAAAAUUGUAAAUAUAAAACGCAACUCA
Molecule: messenger RNA, 3401 nt
Organism: Danaus plexippus (monarch butterfly)
Lineage: Eukaryota; Metazoa; Arthropoda; Insecta; Lepidoptera; Nymphalidae
Exons: 2
Coding region: 410-1276 (288 amino acids)
Source: RefSeq, a predicted model, not a curated record